Trichoderma reesei QM6a is the source of this 1412-nucleotide messenger RNA. RefSeq lists its product as uncharacterized. Gene Ontology annotation, molecular function: epoxide hydrolase activity. The transcript has a single exon. The record is from RefSeq and is a predicted model, not a curated record. Gene Ontology annotation, biological process: epoxide metabolic process. Lineage: Eukaryota; Fungi; Ascomycota; Sordariomycetes; Hypocreales; Hypocreaceae. Bases 71 to 1402 code for a protein of 443 amino acids.
AACUUACACCCGCCUGAAUAGUAGCAUCAAAGAACAUUGAAGACAUCUCAGCCAUCAUCUACUACCAGCCAUGACCCAAAUCACCCUCACAGACCAAGACCUCAACCUCACCUUCCACGCAACAUACACCACAACCACCAUAACCCCUUUCCUCAUCUCCGUCAAGCAGCCCUUCCUCGACGAAACCAAGCUCAAGGCCUCCCUCACACGCUUCGUCACCACAGAACUCAAGCCACCCUCCAACACUCAACCCACCGCCUCCUUCACCGACGGCCCUCCCGCCGACGCCGCAAGAACCAUUGCCGCCCACUGGACAAACGAGUACAGCUGGCGCGCCGUCGAAGCCGCCAUCAACGCCCGCCUCACACAAUUCACAACCAUCGUGACGACGACGACCCCCGAAACGGCCGCCUACAAGGAGCCCAUCCCGCUGCACUUUGUCCACCACCGCUCCCCCCGCGACGACGCCAUCCCUUUGCUCUUCGUCCACGGCUGGCCCGGCUCGUUCCUGGAAGUCGACCGCAUCAUCCGCCUCCUGACUCAUCCCCCCAAGAGUGAGAAGGGGGAGGAGGGAUCAUCUUCCUGUCCGGCCUUUCAUGUCGUCGCCCCGUCUAUCCCGGGAUACGGCUUCUCGCCCUCGCCUCUCGCCCGGGGCUUCGGAUACCGCCAGGCUGGCGCCGCGUUCAACGCGCUGAUGCACAAGCUUGGAUACCCGCGGUACGUCGUCCAGGGCGGCGACGCAGGCGACUUCAUCGUUCGGUACGCCGCGCUGGACUAUCCCGAGGCGGUCGUCUCCUUGCACUCCAACUUCUGGGUCGUCCCGCCGUCGGAGGACGACCGCGCGAGGCUCGCACAGGGCAAGGCCACGCAGGAAGAAGCGGACAUUAUACGCCGACUCGACGGCUUCUCGAGUCAGAGAUGGGCGUACGGACAUCUUCAUCAGACGAGGCCCCUAAGGCUCGCCCAUGCCAUGACGGAUUCGCCUGUUGGACUGGCCAUGUGGAUCUACGACGUACUGGUGUCUUGCGUUGAGGAGGAAAACGUCGGUAGGAUCUGGACCCCUGAGACGGUCAUCACAUGGACAAUGAUGCACUGGAUUCCCGGCCCGUACGCCGCCUUUUCGUUGUACAAGCACGGCGCGGCCGACGGCGCGAUAUCCGUCCGUGGGAUCGAGGCGUUGCCGUACGUCAAGCAGCCGGUGGCCGUCAGCCAGUUCCCGCACGAUAUCUGGUAUGGGACGCCGUUGGAGUGGGCGAGGAGGAUGGGCAAUGUUAAAUGGAGUGCGGUGCAUGAAAAGGGGGGGCAUUUCCCUGCGGUGGAGACGCCCGAGGUGCUGGUGGAGGAUAUGAGGCGCUUCUUUGGAAAUGAAGAGGAGAGCGGGACGGCAGUGUUCAGACAGUAGAGUAUCUUGA